UUUUUCCUGAUUGAAAUGUGUUUCUUGCAUACAGGCUUGUAAAUUCACUGCAUUCAUGCCUGUGUCAUAAUUAACAGGUGCUUCAGUUGGGAUUAAAACUUGGUUAUCUAUUGCUCUACCUUCCAAUUUUCUGUACAACGGUUAUCCUCUAAAAAAACAGAUUAAACAUACUUGUGGCAAACUUGGUGAAAUUUUUAUUAAUUUCUUGACUACUCAUACUUAAAUCUGCAGCACAACUUUUAUAUAGAAAAAUAAUACUGUGAUAGGGAAUGUGAGUGAUGUUGAAUGUACUCAGCAAAAGGAAGUUGAAACUUGUGUUUAAAUCGUGUUUACAGGACCUUUCUGGGGCAUAUUACUGGAGAAAAGUAAAAGCCAGAUAAAAAUGGGCAAUAUGAAUUUUGAUCCGUCACUUGUCUUCUAGUGUCAAAUAUAGUUAAGAUCAUUUCAAUUUUGAGUGGCUAGAGUGCUUUAUGAACUGUUUUAAUUCCGUCCAGUGGAAACCCAGAUUUUCAACCAUGUUUUGUUUUAUUCUGUUUCUUCUGCAGGUUAAUGGAGCCAUUCUGGAAACAGACUUAGAGGAUCUCCACCAGAUUAGCCCAGUGUCAGUGGGUUCUGUGGCAAUGACACUGGAUGACUCCUGGGAAUGGGAUGAAACAGAUAAGACAGUUAUGGAAGCAGAACAACAUGUACCACAACCUGACCUUACAACUGACCUCCCCACCACCACACAAUCAAAUCUGCCCUCAAACAGUGCUUUGUCCAGUGAAAAUCAACCUCUGGAUAUUCAUACUGAUAUCAAAGCCACUCAGUCAAAAGGGAGAUCUCAAUCAAAGGGUGGAUCCUCUUUGGAUGUGCAGCACAGCAUAACUGCUGAUGCCCUCCCAAACAAUAACAUAUAUCAAGUGUACAGCCUCCACAGCAUUGAAUUAUGCAAGCAGCCAAUGUUUCCCCUUACUUCCACAUUAAAACACAUAAAUAAACCUGUCAAUAAUAAAAGACAUUUGUUGCUGAUGAACAUUAAUGACGAUUCCUCAUUGUCCUUCGUUAAAUCCCCCCCAGACCUCCUGGGAGGUUUGAUGUCAAAUAGCCAACAACAGGAAAGAAGCAGUGAAUUUUGGAAUAAGGAAAGUGAGGGUGGCAGAAGAAGCGGGGAAUCAGAAAAUAGUCUACAAUCAGAUUCAGAGAGUGGGAUUGUAAGUGACAAUGGAGAUUCAGAAGCAUCAACAAAUUCUGCAAUACAAGGAAAGAACGAGGAUCAGGCGGUAGGAAAAAAGGAAAAAAGAGACUGGAGAAAUGAUGAAGCUCCACAAGAAAAUCAUCCUUUAAGUCUGGAAAAGAACAGAAUUACUCAGUAUGAAAGAAGUAAGAUGGACAUUUCUAAGAAUUUUGAUGGAUUUAAAAGGAAUGAUCUUAGAGGUGAGACCAAAGGAAACAAAGAGGAAGAGGACAAGAGGUACAAAGAGGGAGGAGCAGAGGCUGUUGAAAUCCUAAUAAAUGGACACGGGCUCAAUGACUCCUCCAAGGUUUUUAUGUCCCUGACUGAAAACAAUGAUUUUCACUUUGACCACUGUAAUCAUGUUGAUACUACCCCUGCUCUCAAUAGUAGGAUAUCAAGUCCAGUUUUGUCUCAGAGCUCUUCUUUGGAGUCUCUAUUGACUCUAGGUAUGGAGUUAUUCCCCUCCAAAGAUUAUCUGCAUCAUAGUGUCUCUCUGGAGAGCUGUCUUAAUCAAUGCCACAGCCCUGACAUAGAGGUGGUAGACAGGCUUUUCAGUCCCAAUGAGCUGAAACAUGUCCUGGAGAAAGACAGUGAUAUAGUUGAACCAAGAACAGGCAUAAAUACUGGAACUGAGACAUCUGCUGAAGACCUUAGCCAAAGAACCCUUGAUCUCCUGAAACGUUUGGAGAACAUUCAGAAUCCUUUGGUCGUGAAGAUGACACGCAGUGUUUCUGACAUGUCAAUUCAAAGUAGCACUCCACAGAAGAACCAAUUCCCUGUUUCACCCUCUUUAGGUCGUGAACACAUCUUACAAUCUGGCAUUUCUAGCACUUCAUGGGAAGAACAGCCAUCAGUGGUCAAUGAAACAUUAUCAAAAGUAUCACUAACUGGGCUGAGUAGCACAGAAGACUCAUCUCUGGGGUCUGAGGAUUUCAUCAUGUUCAGAAAUCAGCAUCACCUAUCUCAACAUCUAAACAUGGUGGCCAGUUCCAACUCCAGCUCUCAUAGGCAACAUUGCCACAAUAGCACCAGGGGCGGGAAAUGUGUAGAUGGGUCAGAUGGUUUAAGCAUGUUGGUAAACGUUUCAUGUACUUCAGCAUGCACAGACGUAGAUGGAUAUGACAGCGAUCUGCUUUCGUCUUCCACACCGACGCUCACUGAAGAGGAACUUGGUGUUCGGGAUGAACAGGAUGGGGAUGACAAGAGGAUUAACGGUGUAUCCUCCAGCAAUGAGGAAGAUGAGGACAAUAAUGAUGAUGUCAUGGAGACCUCCUAUGAGCUCGGGCUUGAGUAUAUGAAGAGGAAGUUAGAAAGUUGGAUAAGAACUCCUCGUACCUCUGCGUCCUCCUCAUUCAAAACAGAGGCAGGGCUUUUGGAUGAGUUACAGUGUGGAAGUACGCCAUCUUCCAGCUUCCCACAUUCAACUACACAAUUAAUAAAAACCAAGAAAAAUGCUUACAACAAUACAACCAGAGGACAGGACCAAGAAGACGAGAACAGAAGGAAUGUGACAAGAAGCUAUAUCAGCCAAUUUGUUGAUGAUAUAGAGAAUGGAAAUGUAGAUCACAACUGUUUACAAGGAAAAUAUGAAGAUGAUGACCUUCUCCAGGAAGAGUCUGGCCUGUUCACUAAGAAAGAGGAUACUUUAAGGGAGUUGUAUGUGAAUGUCAAAACAGAAGAGCCGGUUCAAGAUGUUGGGAAAUUGAGACCUGAAAUGGAUUUAAGUUCUACAAUAUAUAUAUGCUCAUCACCAUCAAGUAAGCUGUACCCCUUCUCUUCUAAGCAUUCUUCCUGUUUGGUGGACGAGCUGAGGGGGGAGCUUCCCUGCCACAGCACCUCCAGUCCUACAACUCCUUUGCUGUCUCCAGAUGACUGCAGAUCCCACAGUGCAUUGGACAACAGCCUAUUGAUUGCUGAAGGACGGAAAGCCAUCAAAAUUAAAGAGAAGUUUAAGUUCUCAUCAUUGGUGACAGAGGAAACAAGGAGGGAAGUCAGAGCAAAAGAUCCAACUCUGCCUUCCAAAGUUGGCCACAAAUCCUAUUCCCCUUGCAAUGUAGGAGUCUUGUUGCCCCAUCCACAAACUAUAGAUGAAUGCAAGAAAGAGAAUGUUAAUGCCUUUGUAACGGACAUUAUGGACAUGGCCUCUGUGGCACUGAAAAACAAAAAGAACCAGUCAGUUGGACCAAACCAACGGGAGACCAGUGGGUCUGUCCAUGACCAAUCCUCUACAGCAUGCAUCCAAGAUAAGGUGCUCGAACACUCCCACAGGCCUCUCCAUCUUGAGAAGGGAGACUUUUACUCCUACCUGUCUCUCUCUUCCCAUGACAGCGACUGUGGUGAGGUUAGUCAGCGUGCUGAGGACAAGAACUUGACCCCUGUACCCUAUAGCAUCCCAUCCCAUGUCAUAUCGACACAAGCUCUAAACAGUCAAAGCUCCGAGCUAUUUCCCAGCACCAAACAGCCAAUAUCUGCCUUUCAGUCAGCUUUGUUGACCAAAUGCUUUUCACCCAGCCAGAAUACUAUGAAUAACAUUGCCUGUCUGGAUUUUAAGUGUUUUGAACGUGAAGCUACCAGUCUCACCGAUGGAAGCCAAGCAGAGGACUCCUCUAGCCCAUCUCUGCCUGUACGUCCAAGUCCUGACAUUAGGAAUGAGGAGGUACUGAUUGAAUCCUGUACAGAGGAGGUUUACCUAGGCCCACCUCUUUGCUACAGCAUGGUGAUUAGAAAGAAACCUCAACCAUUCCAGCAUAAACUGUGUUUGGAUACCUCAUUGGUUAGUGGCUGUCAGCUAAGUAUUAAUGCACCUUGUUCGUCUCAAGAGGGGCCAAAUUCAGAUGUAAAUAAUAGGAUGACUGACCAUUCUUUCUCAGAACAAAGCUCUGGUCGCACAACGAAAACACAGAACUUCUUUCCUCCUGUUCCCAAACCUUGCUGCAGCUCAUUUCCUACAUCUUCAGUCUUGAGAAGCAGCUCUAGCUCUUCAGGUAACAUUUUUUUUCCUCAUCCACCUGUGUCCACUAAUGCAAAAGAAGGAAAGCUCAGUGAAGACCUGUACCUCUCCUCUGAUGGUGUUGGAGGGAAAGUCGCGACUGCUGUGAGUGUCAGCAUGCUGCAGGAGGAGAGAAGUUGUAAUGAGGGGGCUUCUUAUCUUAAUCCCUGGGUACGUGUUGCCCUUAUAGACUCCAUCGCCACAGAAUGUUUGGCAGAUACUAAAACGCUUGAAUCCAAUAUGGGCACCGUAACGACCAAGAUAAGUGUCUGCAGCACUGCUACAAAUCACACAAAAGAGCCAGCCACCACCGCUACGUGUAUUAAUCCCAAAAUUAACUGCUCAGCAAUGAGAACGCUUGAUAGGGAGGAAGGGAAGAGGUGCAGAGAGGCAAAUACUCAAUGGGCAGAAGAGGAGGAGGAGGAGGAAGAGGAGGAGGAGGAGGAGGAGGAGAGGAGAAAGGGGAGGACCAGUUUGCAACAAGAAGCAAAGUCUGUCAUGGUGAAACAGGAAGGCUUUUGGCCAGUUUUGAGUCGGGCCGCUGGAGAAAGACAAGAUGGAGCAAACCUACAGUGAGGACCCCACCUUUCGGAUGACAGCAAUCAAAAAGACCAUCUGCGUUGGGUGGAAGAAUUUCCAGGAUCCAGCACUAAGGAGGUGUCUCUAUCCACUCACCCCUGUCUCAGCGUGUUCUGAGUCUCAUCUCCCUAUUGCAGCCUUUCACCUGUGUGAUCUUCGUCUCUGAACUGUUGUCUUGAAGUUUGUCAUUACCCCGAUGAGUCAAUUAAUUUGUGAUUUGAAGCUGUUUUAAAGCGUUUUCCUGGGGAUAUUUCAAGGUUUACCGAGGUCUUGCUUGAAUGUAGAAUUUAAAUGCAUGUAUACGUAGUAAAAGGUAAUGUGAUCUAUAAAGGGUUUAAGUCAGUGGUCUCAAACUCAAAUCCUCAAUGGCCAGUGUUCUGCAAUUUUAGAUGUGUCCUUUGCCCCACACAUCUGAAUCAAAUAGCUAACGUACCCCACUAGCAUGCAGUCAAGCUUUGCAGAGUUCUGCUAAUUAGGUCAUAUUAAGCUGUGUGCCAGAAUCUGUAGGAUGAGUUUUCGUAUAAACUGUCAGGGGUCUUGGUGAUAUCAGAGUAAAUUGGGCAAAAGUCUGGGCUAUUUCUGCCCUGCGAUGGACUGGUGACC
Molecule: messenger RNA, 5387 nt
Organism: Fundulus heteroclitus (mummichog)
Lineage: Eukaryota; Metazoa; Chordata; Actinopteri; Cyprinodontiformes; Fundulidae
Product: A-kinase anchor protein 6-like
Exons: 4
Coding region: 471-4781 (1436 amino acids)
Source: RefSeq, a predicted model, not a curated record